Messenger RNA from Priapulus caudatus, 2029 nucleotides. Its product is annotated as nicotinamide/nicotinic acid mononucleotide adenylyltransferase 1-like. Lineage: Eukaryota; Metazoa; Priapulida; Priapulimorpha; Priapulimorphida; Priapulidae. The coding region runs from base 14 to 841 and encodes 275 amino acids. Gene Ontology annotation, molecular function: nicotinamide-nucleotide adenylyltransferase activity; nicotinate-nucleotide adenylyltransferase activity. Gene Ontology annotation, biological process: NAD+ biosynthetic process. The record is from RefSeq and is a predicted model, not a curated record. The transcript has 8 exons.
GCGGAAGUUCGUCAUGGCGCCGACUAAAGUUGUUUUGCUUGCAUGUGGAUCGUUUAAUCCAGUAACUAACAUGCAUCUACGUAUUUUUGAACUGGCAAGAGACCAGCUUCAGAGGACGGGUUUGUUUACUGUUGUUGGUGGAGUCGUAUCUCCAGUCAAUGAUGCGUAUGUUAAAAAGGAUCUGGUUGAGUCAUAUCAUAGAGUACAGAUGGCAAAAUUGGCAACACAGAGCUCAGAUUGGAUACGAGUCGAUCCGUGGGAGAGCGAACAGAACAGUUGGGCGGAGACCUUAAAAGUGCUCAACUAUCUUCAAUUGCAGCUUGAUAGUGGUUGUCUGAUGUCCAAUGAGAGUCCAAACAAAAACUCUCCCAAGAAGAGAAGGAAAAGAAGACGCAUUUCAGAUGAAAUACAGGUUGAUGAGGUGGACUACAACAUUACGAACACUGUGAUAUCUAAUCAGAGUUUGAUCAACACAUCUGAGCCUAUGAAAGCAAAGCUGUUAUGUGGUGCUGAUCUGCUAGAAUCGUUUGCCGUGCCGGGUUUGUGGCAGCAGGAACAUAUUGAAGAAAUACUGGGCAAGUAUGGUCUAGUGGUAAUCUCCAGAGAAGGUUCCAAUCCACUGAAAUUCAUAUACGAGUCGGACACACUCACAGCUUUACAGGAUAACAUUCACAUUAUCACUGAGUGGAUGCCGAACGAGAUCAGUUCGACAAGAAUAAGGCGGGCUCUGGGGAGAGGUGAGAGCGUGAAAUACUUGUUACAGGAUGGAGUCAUCGACUACAUAAAGAAGCACGAGUUAUAUGGAGCUGUGUCCACCGUAAAUUCUAACCUAUCUAAGUAAGCUUUGCCAUCUGUCUCAGGUAUUGUUUGCAAUGUAUGAAUAUUUAUUACAUGCAGUCCCAGACUGCACGUGUACAAGGUCGACUGUUAUUGUGCAUUACCGUGAAACUCAUUGCUGAGUUGCUAUAAAAGUGGUUUUUGCACAGUGAUAAUGUGGGCGUUUCCAUAUUACAAAUCCACUGUCAUAUGUCAUACUGCUCGUUACUUUUGAGUAGUGGAACAGGCAGCUGGUUACUGUAGUUACUAGUUAGCUAUUACAUGUCUAUUGUUCUUAAUGUCAGUAAUUCGCUAAUUAAGCUAGUGGAGUACACGAUAACCCAUAUGUUUAAACCUCAAGUCAAAUUUUGUCGUUUUUAAAUAACCACUAAGAACCCAUAUGAUGGCAGUCAGUGGUACAUCUUAGGGAUCAGGGUUCUCCCUAGGAAUUUCAAAAAGCAUGCUGUUUAUGGAUGGAAAGGGGAGGGCCUGGAAGGAGGAUGAACCAAUUUGAGUUCAUUAUGCAUGUCGUAAGUGGCCCUAAUAUGCAAGUAAACUCGAUCAGUUCGGAGAUGCAUACUUCACGCUGUAAAAACAGCAUGACCAUGUCGGGAUUGUUACAGCUUGAAAUUAAGACAUGUUGAUUAGGCAAUUGAGGUAUGUCGGAGAAUUUAUGAGAUGUUGCAAAUUAGCUUCAGCGUUGAAUGAAUGUCGGACCCGCCAUGAGUUAAAGCCCUGGGGAGAACCCUGUUACUUAGUCUCAUUUAUAAUGCAUUUAUCUAGAGCCAGCUGUCAGUCCUGAGCUAUGUUAAGCUGUGUUAGGAUGUGAUAUAUUUGAGCUAUGUAUGUAGAAUUGGUGAUAUGUUUGCAUCCCAAUACUAUAGUAUAAAACAAUUUCAAUGUUAUGGUUGUCUAGUCGAUGAUGCAAUUUCCCAGAGAAGUGUACUAUCUGCCGUAAAAUGUUAAUUGAUUGUAGCUGGCUGUAUUCCCAUGUGAAACACUAUAUCGAUUGGGUCGUAAUUGUGUCAACGAAGUUUAUUAUUAUCAUGGUAAUUUAUAGCUUUGGAGGCACGAUAGAAAAUCUAUUGAGGGGUUUACUGCCAAUUGAGAAUAUUUUAUAUGUUAUUUGCAUAUAUAUGCAUAUAUCCAUGUGCACGUUUAUUUCUAUAUAUAUUUAAUAAUUGUAAUGAUAAUAGAUUUCCUUUGUCAUAUA